Molecule: messenger RNA, 2790 nt
Organism: Brienomyrus brachyistius
Lineage: Eukaryota; Metazoa; Chordata; Actinopteri; Osteoglossiformes; Mormyridae
Product: potassium voltage-gated channel subfamily A member 7-like
Exons: 3
Coding region: 465-2009 (514 amino acids)
Biological process (GO): protein homooligomerization; potassium ion transmembrane transport
Cellular component (GO): voltage-gated potassium channel complex; membrane
Molecular function (GO): delayed rectifier potassium channel activity; protein binding
Source: RefSeq, a predicted model, not a curated record
CCCCCCUCCGUCUCUCCUACCCUUGUACGGUUUUCGAUUACCUUGUUAUAUGCAUGAUUUUUAUUCCAUUACAUUCAUUUGCUGUUUUAAGUGCUAUGGAAAUGAUAUGGGUUGUUAAACUAAACUGACCAGUAAAAUGCUUAUUUAUUAAAUAAAGAGAAGAACAUGUUGCUCAAAGUGAGAAGCUCUGGACUGAUUUGCCACAUAAUUUACGUCACAAUCUUUAAUAGGAGUGCAAGGGGCGGUUGGUCUAGUAGACGAUCUAUCUCUGUAUCCACUUACAAGUGUUUGUCUACCUGUGCUUACAUUUGCAUGUACAUGGUUAACUGAUAAAGCAGGGAUAGAGGCAUGUGAGCAAGUGGGCAGCAGGUGAAGAGUGGUUUUAGAUCGUGAAACGUGUUUUUGUGUUUAAUAUCUGAGCACGUUGCACAAAAGACAUUGAGGCCCAACAGGGAAAAGAAGAGAUGGAUGAGGGGAGUAUGAGUGGACUGGAGAGAGAGGUAGGAGGGAUGGGUACUGUCGGUAUCCAGGGGUUGGAGGAGAUGCACGGCGGAGGAAGCACAAGGAGACUGGCCAUGAAGAAUGAGGAGGAUAACAAGGGGGAAGGAGGAAAGGGCUGCCACUACGGGAACAUGUGGAAGGGAGGGUGGAUGCUGAGCGAGCGGCUGGCCAUCAACGUGGCGGGUAUGAGAUAUGAGACUCAGCUUCGCACGCUAGCCCAGUUUCCAGACUCCUUGCUGGGGGAUCCUCAGAGACGGCUGCGCUAUUUUGACCCGCUGAGGAACGAGUUGUUCCUGGAUCGGAACCGGGUCUGCUUCGACGCCAUCCUCACUUACUACCAGUCAGGUGGACGCCUCCAGAGGCCCUCUGAGAUCCCGGUGGAUGUUUUCCUGGAGGAGCUUGAGUUCUACCAGCUGGGCGAGGAGACCCUGGAGCGCUACAAAGAUGACGAAGGCUUCCCUAAAGAGGAAGUGCGCAUUCUGCCCAAAGGCAGGAUUGCGAGUAAGGUAUGGAGUCUUUUCGAGUAUCCCGACUCCUCGCGCUAUGCUCGCAUCAUCACCAUCUUCAGCAUCGUGAUCAUCAUUCUGUCAGUCACCACUUUCCUCCUUGAGACAAUACCUGAGCUGCAGACCACCGAGCCACCAAGCAAGGAGGAUCUAUUAGGAGCCCACAAUGACACGAGCCAGUCCAGUGGGUUUCUGUCAGCUUUGGACUUCUUCUUCGUGACAGAAUGCAUAUGCGUCAUCUGGUUCUCUAUAGAACUGACCCUACGCUUCUUUUCUUCACCCAGCAAGAUCCUGUUUUUGAAGGACUACAUGAACCUGGUUGACUUCAGUUCCAUUCUCCCUUUUUUCAUUGAGCAGUUCUCAGAUAUUUCCAGACCAUCUGACAUGGAGGAGGAGGAGUCAACACUGGCUCUCUUCAAGAUUGUCAGGCUGGUGCGAGUCUUCCGGAUCUUCAAACUCUCCCGCCAUUCCAAGGGUCUGCAGAUCCUGGGCAUGACCUUGAAGGCAAGCAUGCGUGAACUAGCUCUGCUCGUCUUUUUCCUCCUCAUUGGAGUCAUCAUUUUCUCUAGUGCUAUCUACUUUGCAGAGGGGGAUAAGGAAGACACAACCUUUCUUAGCAUUCCUUACUCCUUUUGGUGGGCUUUGGUUACCAUGACUACAGUUGGCUAUGGUGACAUGUACCCUGAAACAGUAAUGGGCAAGAUGGUGGGGUCCCUGUGUGCCAUUGCUGGGGUGCUAACCAUCUCCCUGCCUGUGCCUGUCAUCGUCUCCAACUUCAGCUACUUCUAUCACAGGGCAAAUUUGACCUUUGACCCAUCACCUUACAAGCAUGUGAAGUGUUCUUUGUGGGAGGAAGAUGACGAGGAUGAUAAGGCAAAGGAUUACUUGGCUUUGGGAGGCCUGUAUACUCCUCUGAAUGGGACUCUACCUACAUAUGAAAGGAAUGAGGUUCAGCAGGUAGGAAAUGUAUACAUUAAGGAACCGCUGCUGACAGAGGUGUGAGAGUAUGAGGUUAGCAAAGUGUGCUAACUGACCAAAGGCCAAGAGCAAUUUGGUUGCUACAGAGUCUUACUGUAUGAAUACAGAAUAUCAAUAGCAGGUGACAAAGUCCAUUCACAGGGAUAGUGUAGGAUCUAUUUUUGUUUAUUGAUUUAUUUUGAUGUAUUUCUUACUACUAUACUCAAUAUUUAAUCUUAAAUUGCUUAUUAUGUUUAUUUAUUGAGUAAAUGGAAUGAAUAAUUGCUGUGCCUUAUUUAUUUAAUUGCAUUUAUGGCAGUAUUAUAUAGUAUUAACUAUCAAAUUAAUUAGUAAUUAGCAACUGUUGUCCUGCCUGUCAUGUCUGUCUGACCCUCCUGUCUGCUUCCUCAUGUGGUGCUGAUGAGGCACGGCUGUUCUUUGUUGCCCCUCUUUAGUCUUUGUAUAUUAGUCCCGGUUUGUCUCUUCAUCCCCAGUCCAGUCAUGUUUGUGAGCCCAUGCCCUCCUGUUUGCUUUCCAGCCUUUGUUUAGUUUAGGUAAAAAAAAAACCUUUUUCUUUCGGCAAAUUGCCUGCUCUCGAAUCCAAGUUGUGUCUGUAACAACUUAUGUUACAUUUUUCAUUUCACUGAAAUUAUGAUUAACUGUGCAGUAUUUUUUGAUUUUCCAUCAAUGAAAUCAUAUAGCAUGUGAUGUUGUAUGCCCCAAAUAAUUUAUUACAUUAUAUAUCAAAACUAUAUAUGUGUGCAGUAUAUUGUGUGUGACAUUCUACAUUUAUGUGUAAGUAUUUAAUAAAAAAUAUUCGAUCUGA